Molecule: messenger RNA, 1194 nt
Organism: Aspergillus fischeri NRRL 181
Lineage: Eukaryota; Fungi; Ascomycota; Eurotiomycetes; Eurotiales; Aspergillaceae
Exons: 2
Coding region: 1-1194 (397 amino acids)
Source: RefSeq, a predicted model, not a curated record
AUGGACACUCUUCCUGCGGAAAUCAUCCUCACCAUCGGUAGCCAUGUCUCUGACGUAGACGACAGACUCCGGUUGCUUCAAGGCAGAUCAGCAGAUCUCCGGAGGAGCAGAAAGACUGGACCGAGAAUCUCCGAGGUGCGAAUCAGGAAGCAUGGCUUGCUCUUCUUCUUGCCUCGGUGCCGAAUCUCACCACGCUGUCUGGGCGAUACUGUACUAGACGCGCCGAGAGUGACGCUGGUUGUUGCGCGGGCUGCACGCAAGGAACCACCGUUUGACACCAGGCCGGUCCUGCAGUGGUUGGAGACGCUUCAUAUCAUCUCCGACGAUAUGAAGGAUGUCUAUCCGCACUGGCAGUUUCUGCCAUUCUUCCACCUGCCAUCGCAUAGUAAUGUGAACUUGGGCGCCGUGAAAGAAUACAGAGAAUGGACUAGACUGAACCACCCGGCUGUGUCUUCCGCGUCAGGAACGUCGCCCGUGGAGUCACUGGUUCUGGAAUCUCACCGUAAUGGAAGAAAAGGAAUGGCGGAGUUUAUCACCUCGUGCGCCAACCUCAAACAAUUCAAAUACCAGCAUGACGACACGGAGGACUGGGCGGAGUCACGCAAAAACUUUCAACCCCGGAAGUUCUACAGGGCGCUGCUGACGCAGAAGCACAGCCUCGAGGUCCUCCAUCUGAGCGACAAUGCCCGGGUGAGCGGGUUUCCGUCAGACGAUGAGGAUGAUGACGGCCCCGGACCCUUUGAUCGGUGGCUUGGAUCACUGGCGGAAUUCAGGAACCUACAGGAUCUUCGCAUCCGCAUCGACAACCUUCUCAAUUUCCAUUACCGCGAUAAAGACAAAUCGGUCGUGCCCAAGGACACUCUACCUUCCAGCUUGAGGUCGCUACAUGUAUCCGAAUUCUGGCCACACCACUGCGCGGUGCUCGUGCCGAAUCUGCAAGGAGUCCUUGCUCAUCACAAGGAGAGGUUCGCUAACCUAGAACGCAUCUGUAUUUUGUCCGGGUUAUGUGAGAAAGUAUCUGAAGAGCAGAUCUGGGCUAUCUAUCCACAUGAGAACCCGAUUCCGGAAUCAGUAAAGAAACCGUUUGUGCCUGUCAAGGAGAUGUGUAACCGAGCGGGUGUAGAGUUCGAAUUGAAGCUGGGUCGGUCGUGUGCCAUCGCGAAUGACACACCAUAUUUCAUUUUUCGCCGCUGA